GGUCUUUAAUUUUAAGUGUAAAAACUAUUUUUUGUCAUUUUAUUUGUAAUUUACACCAAAAUGAGAACGUGUUUUGUGCCCUUUUGCGAUGGCAAAAAUAAAGAUCAACCCAAUAGAACAAUGUUUUUAGUGCCUAGGGAACCAGUACUGUUUGCACAAUGGGCCGAUAUUUUACCAAAAGUACGCACCUUAAGAUCUAUAGAUAGAAUAUGCCAUUUGCAUUUUAGACCUGAGGAUGUGGUCUAUACAUUUGAUCAUAUUAUUAAUGGUCAAAUAUACAAAAUACAAAGAGAUCGACCUAGAUUAAAGCCAGAUGCCCUGCCAUGUUUGGAAAUGACCACCAAAGAGGAAUUGCUCUCAUACAGAGUAAAGCAUCGACUUCCUAGUAACACUAAAGUAGCAAAAUUAAGUGAUAAAGCGAUAUCCGAUCAAAUAUAUGAGCUGAUUACAGAAGAUCAUCAAGCUGAAAAUGAACAACCAACGAUUCUUAAUGUCGAAAUUCAAAAGCAACAACCUCAAGUAGAUAAUUGUACCGCCAUUGUUGUUAAUUUCGAAGAUGUUAUCGAAAACGUUAAUAAUGACGAACAAACUAUAAAUGAUGAACCAGAUAAUCAAUUAAUUGAUCUGGUAGUGGAAGAACCUAACUAUGAAUGUGAUGAAGCUAAUGAAGAAAGUGCUUCACUUAAUGCUAAUAGUGAAAAUUUGGCAAUGGCGAAACUAAUGGAUUUAUUUAAUUUACUCUAUGACAAUGUGUAUGAUGUUCUAGCGCCUAAUACUCUGUGGGGUAUACAUCGUUGUCCAAAUCGUUCGCUUAUAUGUUUCUCUUACAUGGACGUCACGAAAUUCCAAUUUACAAAAAUGAUUAAUAUUAAUGUCGGUGGUUCGGUGCAGCUGUAUUUUUAUGGAUCUUUAAUAAGAACUCUGCAGUUAUGUGAGGAUAUUGACGAUUUGGAUAGUAUGGCAAUAGUGUUAAAUCAUGUUGAUAUGUGGCGUUUGUGUUUUGGAAAAUCAUCGAAUUCGGAAUGUGAAAUUGUGGUGGAACCAAACGAUGACAACUGUUGGAGCACUGAUGACAAUGAUCAGGUAUUUUUGUGUAAAAUAUGUUUGCAAAUGAAUUAAUAUGAUUUUUGCGAUGAAUAAAGUGGAAAUUUAAUUUUAAA
Molecule: messenger RNA, 1160 nt
Organism: Calliphora vicina (urban bluebottle blowfly)
Lineage: Eukaryota; Metazoa; Arthropoda; Insecta; Diptera; Calliphoridae
Exons: 3
Coding region: 61-1119 (352 amino acids)
Source: RefSeq, a predicted model, not a curated record